AUGGAGGUAGUCGAUCAUUAUGCGACGGCGGAGGCACGUGAGGACACGACCCCGUUGUCCCUGGUGAAAGCCGCUGCUUGUAACGGGGGUUUGAGCGCAAAGGUGAUCGGUUCCGAGAAUUCACACAGCUUGAUGAUCGUCGUCGAUCCUCCUCAAGGCGAUGCCAUUGAACGUCGCACCGAGUCCCCGACAACCCUCGUUCUACGGCGAUCCCCUUCCUUCGUUUCGUCAUCACCACCGCCGCCGCCGCCGUCGCCCAUCGUCGCCGCCGUUGCCGCCGCCGCCGCCGCCGCCGCCGCCGCCGCUGGCGACCAGCAGCCGUCAGCACAACUGCAGCAGCAGCAGCCGGUGGCGGCGCCCCUGGAAGACAUCAUUGAUGGAUUUUCGUUCCUUAGUUUCACUUCGCUAGAAGAACUGAUGGUAAGUGUUUGUUCAGAAAGUGGAAGUCGACCAAUUGCUGUUUCCUCCACCAUCGAGUGGUUAAACUUGUCGUCCCAUUGCCCCCCCGGGCUUCCCCCUUUGCCUUUCCUCCAUCCGUCUGUAGUUCGUGUCGAAUCUGUUGUAUUCUGUUGUUUUUUACGCUCCUUUUACGCGCGCUACGACCUACCAACCGACCGAAUGUCGUUGUCGUCGGUCGUGCGAGUGCGUCUGUCUCAUUGUGUCGCCCCUGCUCGCGCCGAGGUCGCCGAAACUGACGAUCUUCUGCCAGCGACCAAAUUCUUUUCGAGGAACCACAAGCUGAGGCAGCGCAGGAAGCCGCAGCCGCCGUCGACGCCAUGCCUAACCUUUGUCAACAAAGGACAAUGGCCAAUGGACUGA
Messenger RNA from Soboliphyme baturini, 819 nucleotides. NCBI's taxonomy places the organism in Eukaryota, Metazoa, Nematoda, Enoplea, Dioctophymatida, Soboliphymatidae. The record is from the annotation of a GenBank genome assembly.